AUGAAGAUGGAUGUGGCGAGAGUUUUAGUGAGAACUAGUUGUAAUAUGGCUUUGAAUGGAGCUUUCGACGUGAACAUCAAUGGAGAUAUGUUAUGUAUCAAGAUGGUUGAGGACUUUUAUGGUCCCUUAAGAAUAUCCGUGCCUUCGUUUUUAAGCAAGCAGUGGGGCGUGCCGGAGGAUGAGGCCGAUUUCGACGAUAGUGUCGAAGAAAGUGAUGAAGAUGUUUCAAAAGGAAGCUCAAAAUUGAGCUGGAAGGUUGAGGGUCUUGUGUUUCCUAGAGAGGAAGAGCCUCAGUCGGAUAAGUUGUUUCACAAAAGGGGACAUGUGUUUGUUCAUGCUGACAAUGUAGGGAAAAUAUAUAGUUUGUUGAAUAUGAAGGAUUUGUUUGAUAGGGCGGCUGAGAAUUUGUAG
This is a messenger RNA of Lathyrus sativus (Indian pea), 411 nucleotides long. The record is from the annotation of a GenBank genome assembly. NCBI's taxonomy places the organism in Eukaryota, Viridiplantae, Streptophyta, Magnoliopsida, Fabales, Fabaceae.